UUGGACUUGAUCAUCAUAAUAUAGUAUGUUCUGAUGAGAAAGAUGUGGUUAUAGUUAAAGUACAUGAUUAUAUGAGCUUGUUUAUGAUGUUUAGAUGAUUUAUAAGACUAAUACAGAAGGUAAUGUGAUGUAUUGUUCUCAUCCUUGUUCAGAUUAGAGAGUUUUUACAUGCUGUGGUUGAGAAGCUGACCUGGAGAACAGCCUGUGGAGAUCAACUAUGUCCUCACACAAGGCAGAUUUAAACGAGUCUGUCAUCAUUCAUCCUCCAGGUUUCUAUAUCAUUGGAUUUCUGAAUUUCCCCAACAUCAGUGUCUAUAUAAUCUUUCUAGGAGGCAUCUAUGUUGUUUCUGUAGUGUUCAAUAUUUCAUUGAUGUGCAUAAUUGCUUUUGACCAGAGGUUACACUGUCCAAAAUUUCUGGCUGUCGCCAACCUUGCAGUGAUCGACGUAAUCUUGAACACGAGCACGAUUCCUGGCAUGAUCAAGACUUUCCUCCUGAAGGACAACUUUGUUCCAUUCAACCUGUGUCUCGCACAAAUGUUUUUCCACUAUUUUGCACUAGCGAUGGAAUCUUAUGCACUUGCCAUACUGGCCUAUGACCGGUUGAUUGCGAUAUGUUUUCCUCUGCGUCGGAGUGUGCUGAACACACGGCCGAUCAUGUUUGGUAUUGUCAGUGUUUUUUGGGGUUAUAGUCUGGGAUUGCUCGCGUACAGCACGAUAAUCAUGACUCGACUGUCUUUUUGCAAUUCUGUCAGAGUGUUCAGUUAUUUUUGUGACUAUGCACCCGUGUUCAGACUGGCAUGUAAUGAUUACACCUUACAGUGGACUGUGGCUUCACUUUCUAUGUUACACCUAAUUGCCCCCCUUACUUUUAUUCUUUUAUCCUAUCUCAGCAUCCUUGUGACCGUGUUCAGGAUGAAAUCAGUCGGCAGUCGGAUGAAAGCUCUCACCACUUGCAUUGAACACUUGAUUCUUGUCGCUGUGUUUUAUAUUCCUUUAUUCAGCAUUUACUUAAUAGGACUGUUUAUAAAAAGCAUUGAUCCAGACCAGCGUGUGCUGAGUCUGUCUCUGGCCUCUUGCCUCCCCCCCUGCAUUAAUCCCAUUGUAUAUUCUUUGAAAACAAAGGAGAUCAGAAACAGAGCCCUGGCACUCGUCGGGAAAAACCCAAACCGUUGACAACUAUGUACUUGUCCUUUUGUGAUUUUUGU
Messenger RNA from Solea solea (common sole), 1206 nucleotides. Its product is annotated as olfactory receptor 1M1-like. The coding region runs from base 218 to 1174 and encodes 318 amino acids. NCBI's taxonomy places the organism in Eukaryota, Metazoa, Chordata, Actinopteri, Pleuronectiformes, Soleidae. Gene Ontology annotation, biological process: G protein-coupled receptor signaling pathway. Gene Ontology annotation, molecular function: olfactory receptor activity; G protein-coupled receptor activity. The transcript has a single exon. Gene Ontology annotation, cellular component: membrane. The record is from RefSeq and is a predicted model, not a curated record.